CGAGGAGGAAACGCAGCCUCCUAUCUUCGGUGCGGUAGAAAAUCAGACCCUCCUCCAUCAUACUAGUACACACCCACUGAUGGAGCUAGGUAGUGGUCUGUAACUGUAACAACCUUGAAAUAAAAGUAGGAUUAUCCGCUAAUUACCAGGGAGAAAAAGAUAAUCAGGCGCGGAAUACGUUAAGCGUCGUGUACCUGGGCUGAAAAACACUCUCAGCUCACCCGCGCCGUUGACCACCCCAGUGCUAACCUGCUGUAGGACGCUAUCCCUCUGCGUGCAGUAUGGGUAUAGAGAGCCAGGACCCCUUGCCACCCCCUGGGAACCUCACCAGGACCCAGGCAAGAGGCUUUCUGCGAUCGGAGCCCAUUACGCUGGGGUCCAUCCAGAUCUUGAUUGCAGUGUUGACUCUGUUCCUGGGGGUCUCUCUGCUGACGCCCUACGACCUCACGUCCCAAGACUUCAUCACGCACAGCAUUGUGAUGCUCAUAGGUGCAGCCGGGCUAAUCAUAUCUGGAGCCAUUCUGAUUCACACAGGAAGACGACCCUCGCUUUGCAUGGUCAAAGCAACUCUGGUGUUCCACCUGGUGAGUCUGAUCUUCAGCACGGCGACCAUCGCUCUACUGUCCAACCACCUGCCGUAUCGACAGAACAUGUACCACUGCGAGCACUGCAGUCAACUGGAGCUCGACGUGGCGCAACAACACUGUUUCAAGAUGUGCACGUACAAGGUGGAAAAGCCCUGUAAAUACUUGAUAGACGGACUCCUCAGCACUCUGGUGGUGUUCAUAGUGCUGGAGCUGGUGAUCUGCAUCAUAGCCAUUAUGUUCGGCCUGCAGGUGAUCAUCCGAGGUAGAGCACAGCCUCCUCCCCUCCUUCAGCAAACUGUUGGGGCAGCAGCUCAGGGCCAGGCUAUUGAGGAGCCACAGGAGGCAGUGGAUGAGGGUACUAUUGCUGUGGAGGUAGAGACUCUUCCAGCAGAGCCUCAGGUGGAUCCACCGCCACAGUACAAGUCCUGAGGCUACCAUCCUCAGCAUCCACAGGAAGUGGAAGACUUCUGGGAGAAUGAAAAUAAAUGGUGCUUAGGGAAAAGCUGAAAGAGUGCUUUGUUGUAGCUUCAUUUCUGUUGGCAAACCCUCUAAUAUGGCAAAUCCACUAACCUAACUGUAUACCUGCAUAUUGUAUGUAUAUGUGGAGCAGUUAAUCAGUGUAUAACCUAAGUAAAUGUAAAUAUGCCAUGUUCAUGCAUAUUUUUUUCUGUAACUGGAUCUGGCAUGUCUUUUGUGAUCAUAUGGGAGAAUAGACUGUGUUGUUGACACCUGUGUGUCCUAUUACUGUGAUAUAAUGGGGAUGGAAGCAUAUCCUAUGUAGUGUCACACUUGCAAGAACAAUGUAAUUGAAUGUUUCCCAGUGACGUGUUUAUCGGCACAUUACUAUAUGGCUUUUGUUUGCUACAGACUGUUCUGGUGCAGAUUCACAUUCAGAAAUCUGACACACAUUUCAACCAUGUACAAUUCAGACUUUAUAUAUUUGUUUUGUGCUUAUUUUUUAUAAACUAUUAUUGUCAAAAAUCAAAUAAAGAUUUUUCAAGUUUAAGAA
Sardina pilchardus (European sardine) is the source of this 1596-nucleotide messenger RNA. RefSeq lists its product as uncharacterized. Bases 282 to 1016 code for a protein of 244 amino acids. The record is from RefSeq and is a predicted model, not a curated record. NCBI's taxonomy places the organism in Eukaryota, Metazoa, Chordata, Actinopteri, Clupeiformes, Clupeidae. The transcript has 9 exons. Gene Ontology annotation, cellular component: membrane.